UUUAGGUCAAAUUGCGUUGUCAUGUCCAAUGUUAAGAAGCUAUUCCCCUCUACUCGUUGUAUUGAUUCGUUUGUCAUUCUGUCUUAGUAUAAAAGUGUAUUUCAUCGUUUAGUGCACCAGAUUACAAAUGUGACUUGGAAGUUCUUUUCGCGAUUAUCUUGGCAGGCAAUCUAACAUUUUGUGGGAACACUCCUCGGCAAAAAUCGGAAUUGCAAGAGUGUGUGUAUUUAGAACGAACGUCUUUUCCUCAGACACACUGACGUAAUGACACAGAAGAAUGAAGCCUGUAUCAACGACUUGCUGAACAUGUCCGAUCCUUCAGACACCAACAAUUGCCAGAGCGAAGUCUCCCAGUGUUACACAGGAUGUAACAUUCUUGUAACAGGCGGUUCCGGCUUCCUCGGCAUACUUCUGAUAGAAAGAUUAUUGCGAUGCUGCCCGGGUAUAAGAAAGUUGUACAUGUUUAUAAAAGAGAAGAAAGGAAAAUCAGCGAAAGAGCGAUUCAAAGAGCACUUUGACAAUGUUGUUUAUGAUAAAUUGAAGAAAGAGCAGCCUGACUUUAUUAGCAAAGUAGUAAUGAUAGAGGCUGACAUGGGCGAGGCAGAUUUCGGCAUAUCGCCAGAAAAUCGGAAACGUCUCUUAGACACAAACAUAAUCUUCCACUUGGCGGCGGCCGUGCUAUUUAAUCGGACGAUUCAAUUUAUGGUUAACGUUAACGUAAGGGGAACCAAAGAAAUUCUUCUUUUCGCGAGGGAGAUGCCGGGCUUAAAGGCAUUCGUUUAUGUGUCGACCGCAUAUUCUUACUGUAUGCACAAAGCGAUAGAUGAGAAAUAUUACACUCCGCCUCUGGAGACGGACAAGAUAUUAACGUUGCUCAAUGUUCUGGAUGAUAAGACAUUGGAGAAAAUAACACCGAUAUUAAUAGGCGAAUGGCCGAAUACUUAUGUGUACACUAAGGCGAUCGCCGAAGACACGGUGCGACAAUACAGUGUUGGAUUGCCAGCCUGCAUUGUACGCCCAUCGAUUGUAAUAGCAACAGCGAAGGAUCCGAUAGCUGGAUGGAUCAACAACGUAUAUGGAGCGACGGGCAUUCUAGUGGGCGCUGCCAUGGGUUUCCUACGUUGUUUACAUUGUGUGUCCGAAAAUAAGGCGGACAUAAUACCCGCGGAUUACGUAAUCGCGAACAUCAUUGUCGCGGCUUGGGACACCGCUAAAAGGAAAAAUACUUUACUUAGCAUUGACAACACAGAUCCGAAUAUUUCGGAAACUAAGAGAGUGCCAAUUUACAAUUACGUGUCGUCGACCCAAAAUCCUGUUACUUGGAAGACGUUCAUGUAUUUGAUCGAGAAACACGGCUUGAAUAUACCGCCUCUGAACGCUAUCUGGUACUAUAUGCUCCUUUUAAUUAGAUACCGAUUUGUAUAUGAAAUAUGCACGAUAUUUUUGCAUACAAUACCCGGUGCCAUAUUUGACAUUCUGGCUGUCCUCACUGGCCGAAGACCCAUACUGUUGAAAAGUUACAAAAAGUUACAUACAUUUAACGGAGUGAUAUCAUACUUCGCGACGCGUGAAUGGCAAUUUCGCAAUGACUCGGUUGUGAAGCUCUGGAAUUGUCUAAAUCCAAUUGAUCGUGAAAUUUUCAAUUUCAACAUACAAGACUUGUCCUGGGACGAAUAUAUUAAGAACAUGAUAUUCGGGCUUCGUAUGUACAUGGUUAAAGAAUCGAUAGAUAACUUGGAAGAAGCACACGUGAGAUAUAAGAAAUUGAAGGUCGCCCACUAUACGUUGUUAACCACCGGCUCGAUUUUGCUACUAUGGUUUUUCGUAAAUUUAAUAUAUUUUACAAUAUCGUUCUUUCUGUAAAAUUUUUUGUUCCAUUUGUUAAAUUAUGUUUAACGUAAAGAUAAAUGUGAAGUUUAUGUAUUCUUUUCCAUGUAUUGCAUCCACUUAAAACAAUGAAAUAAUUGAUGCUACGAGCAUUGUUUUGUA
Messenger RNA from Harpegnathos saltator (Jerdon's jumping ant), 1989 nucleotides. RefSeq names its product fatty acyl-CoA reductase wat. NCBI's taxonomy places the organism in Eukaryota, Metazoa, Arthropoda, Insecta, Hymenoptera, Formicidae. The record is from RefSeq and is a predicted model, not a curated record. Bases 265 to 1863 code for a protein of 532 amino acids. The transcript is spliced from 9 exons. Gene Ontology annotation, molecular function: alcohol-forming very long-chain fatty acyl-CoA reductase (NADP+) activity. Gene Ontology annotation, cellular component: peroxisome. Gene Ontology annotation, biological process: long-chain fatty-acyl-CoA metabolic process.